This is a messenger RNA of Mytilus californianus (California mussel), 6929 nucleotides long. RefSeq names its product E3 ubiquitin-protein ligase TRIM37-like. Gene Ontology annotation, cellular component: peroxisome; aggresome. Gene Ontology annotation, biological process: negative regulation of centriole replication; protein autoubiquitination. The record is from RefSeq and is a predicted model, not a curated record. Gene Ontology annotation, molecular function: ubiquitin protein ligase activity; zinc ion binding; tumor necrosis factor receptor binding. The transcript has 22 exons. NCBI's taxonomy places the organism in Eukaryota, Metazoa, Mollusca, Bivalvia, Mytilida, Mytilidae. The coding region runs from base 115 to 2952 and encodes 945 amino acids.
UGCUGAACACCUGUUGAGAGGAAAAACAAAUAUUUUGGCACAAACCUUUUUGAUAAAAAAUGGUCUGAUUAAACGCAUAUAAGAUUUUUGAGUGAUCAGAGACAGCCGCCAGCGAUGGCAAGUGGAGGAAGAACGGGACGAAAUGACGGCGACACCGUUGAAAGUUUGGCGGAGGUGUUUAGAUGUUUUAUUUGUAUGGAAAAAUUGAGAGAUGCUAGGCUGUGUCCACACUGUUCAAAACUCUGCUGUUUUUCAUGUAUCAGGAGAUGGCUUACAGAACAAAGAUCACAAUGUCCACAUUGUAGAGCAUCCCUCCAUAUCCAUGAGCUGGUAAACUGUAGAUGGGCUGAAGAGGUUACAAAUCAGUUAGAUUCUCUGAAAGAGAGUGCUCCAUCACCUAGUAAAAAAGAAGAACCAGAUAAAGACAAAUGUGAUGAACACCAUGGAGAGAAAUUGAGUGUGUAUUGUUGGACCUGUAAACAGAGUAUAUGUCAUCAAUGUGCCCUGUGGGGUGGAACCCAUUCUGGUCACACAUUUAAACCUCUAGAUGGUGUGUAUGAUGAGCAUGUGAAGAAGAUAACAGAUGAAUUGAACCAGUUGAAGAGAAGACAUGUGGAAUUGAUAAGUCUUGUUCAGGAUGUGGAAAGAAAUAUCGAAAGCGUAAAGACAGCAAAAGAUGAAAGAGUCAGAGAGAUAAGGAAUGCAGUAGAAUUAAUGAUUGCAAGACUAGAAUCACAACUUAAAUCUAAACUACUUACAUUAAUGGGUCAGAGAAGUCACUUAACACAGGAAACAGAACUACUAGAAUCAUUAAUACAGAAAGUCAAUCAAAAGUUGACCACAUGUGGCAAGAAUGAACUGAUUAAUAUUAGUACUGAACUAGUUGAAAUGUUUAAAGAGGUCCAGAGAAAACCCAUGGCUUCCUUUGUAACUGCUGCAGUCCCGGCAGACUUUACCAGUGAGAUAGUACCACCAUAUGACACCAGUACCUUUGUGAUGAAGAAUUUCAGUGUAUUACAACAGAGAGCAGACCCUGUUUAUAGUCAGCCUUUAAAUGUAUCAGGACUUAGUUGGAGGCUUAAAGUUUAUCCUGAUGGUAAUGGUGUAGUGAGAGGUAAUUAUCUUUCUGUCUUCCUGGAGCUAUCUGCUGGGUUAUCUGAAACUUCCAAAUAUGAAUACAGGGUAGAAAUGGUCCAUCAAGCUAGCCGUGACUCCAGUAAGAAUAUCGUCAGAGAAUUUGCCUCAGAUUUUGAAGUAGGUGAAUGCUGGGGUUACAACAGAUUUUUCCGUUUAGAUCUACUUGCCAGUGAGGGUUAUCUCGAUACAGACACAGACACUCUCAUCCUCCGAUUCCAAGUCAGACCACCAACAUUUUAUCAGAAAUGUAGGGAUCAACAUUGGUAUAUAAACCAGUUAGAAUUUUACCAGAGCCAGUAUAUGACACAGUUAAAUGAUAUGCAGGAGAGAUUAUUACUGAUUGAGAUGUCCAGAAGGUCCAAAAGGGGAACAUCUGCAGAGUCACCAUUACCUUUGAUAGAGGCCCAUGGUGGGGAUAAUCCUGCUAUCAAACACCCCAUACUGCACCCCAAACCUCUACAUCCAGGCACAGGAUCAGAGAUAGAAAUUGAACAUUCUGACAACGAUGAUGUGACAUCUGAUAAUGAUACCACUGAUUCUAAUGAGGGUUUGAGUGAAGGAGAUAUUGAUGAAUUAGAGAACACCCGAAUGGUCCUUGAAGAACAGAUUCUUGCCCCUGCUGAAAAUAAUGAUGAAAAUGAUAUAGAUGAAGAAACUAUGUCUUUGGACAAUGAUGUAGAAAUUAAUAUGAGAUGGGAAGAAAAUGAUUUGGACAGAAUGGGAGCUCAUGGAACCAGUCAUAAAUCUAUUUCUAACAUAACUGGUGCAGAAAACAAAAAUGAAGAUGAUGAAGCAUUAAUAAGACAGCUGUUUAAAGAAAAGGCAUCUGAUACAAGACCAUGGUCAGCAGCUUUUGGAGAUGGCGCUGGUGACAGAUUUGGACUUAGUCCCGACUGGUUUGAGAAAGUCCAAGCUGCUCUGCGUAAGAGGAAAGAAGAUAAAACUAAGACUAAGAAGAAGACAGCUGUAUCUACAGACAAUGUAUUAGAACACAUCCAUGCUAGAUUCUCUGAACUGGCUGCCUCAACAUUGGCAGCUGCCAAUGCAGCAGUUACUAAUGAAACAGAGGCAAGAGCUAUUGUCAAAAGUGAGAAAAAUGUAGACAAAAAGUUUAAGAUGCCCCUGCCAGUGCCAGAAUCCUCCACUAUUGAUAGAUCUGAGCUUACUAGAGUAACCCAAGACAAACCCUCCAAAGGCUCCUCUAGUGAAGACAGACUUCCUGUUGUAAAGAGAAUAACAGCAACAAUGAACAGACUCUCUCUAGACAAUAAUGCUAAGAAGGAGGAGAAAAAAGCACCUGUUAAAUUAUCAGAUGAGAAGACUGAAGCAGACAUAUCAUUUGAGCAGCAUUCCUUAUCCAGUACGUUAGACUUAGAAGAAGUGUCAUUGUCUGAUUCCUCCUUCGAAGUCAUGCAGGAUCUACCUACAUCUCAACCAUUCCAUAGCUGUGUGUCACUAGCUGUUAGUAAAACUAGUCAAAGUGCAGAUGACCUUAAUGGAAACAAGAAAAAGAAAGAAGGAAGUGAUAAAAUAUCUUCUGGUGCAACUAAAGAAAUAGGUUUACCAUGGUCAUACAGUUUUCUAGCAAAGACUUCUAAUCCAGACAAAGAUAAAAAAGAAGUUUCUACAUCCUCAUCUUCCACAAUACCACUGACUUCUUCAUCAUCUACAGUUACAUCUUCAUCCUCAUCUAAAACUACAGCUAAUUCAGAGAGUAGGUCUGAAUCAGCAGAGGAAAAUAGUGCCAAAACUAAAUCUGACAGUGGCAAUACUGAUUCUAAACCAGACAGUGGUGAUGAUUCAGCUUUAGUGUGAUGUUAGACAUAUACCAGAGGAAUUAUGGACAGUUUUUCUCUGUAGCUGAUGUUUUAUGCAUAUUGUGAUAUGGAUAUUUUCUGUGUUUAUUUUUGGUAAAAAUUUGUAUUAAAAUGCUAUUAGAUGUUAGUGUACAUCAGGAUGAUCUAAGAGUAGUUUUGAGAACUGAUUAUGAGGUUAAAAUGCAUUAAUUUUGCAAGAUAGUUUUUCAGCAAAAUCUUACUGAAAGUUAUUAGGGAAAUCGUUUGUGGUCUUAAUCCCCUUCCCUCCUAAAAAAAUCAAUGCACUGGUUAAUUUAAGGGAAAAUCACAUUCAAUGAAAUGUAUUUUUUUACCUUGUAAAUCAUGAUUUUGUAGUUUCAAUUUUCAGCAUCCUAGCAAAAUGACCAUUUAUCAGCACAACUGUGAAAUUUUCAAAGUACUGUCUUCUUAUUUCUCUUCUGAUGAAUGUUUCAAUUUGGUCACAUCAAUAUAUUGAAUGCUUGAAAAAAGUUCUAGUAAUGUUAAAGCAUAAUUUAGAGAUUAAUUUAGACAAAUUUAACAUUCAAAUGUAAAAACACCAUAUUAUAUGUACUCAUAGUAGACAUCCUUAGUAUUCCAUAAUGUGUUUGUAGCCAUCAAGCUUUUCUCUUUUCAUUGAUCGGUUAAAAAAACAUCUUGCCCACUGACAAAGACUGAUAAUGGAAAGGUCUUUUCAGUACUUACAGUUAUAUAGUCAUGGAUUAUAAAGAUAUGAUCUAUGAUUCUUCCAUCUUUAUGAAAUUUUUAUUCAACUACAUAAGAAAGCAUGGUUAAGUGCUGUUGUUGUGAUUUUGUAUGAAAACCGAAUCAGUAGUAACACCAGGUUUAGAUUUUAUGAUUUUAAGACACUAACCUGUAAUUAAGGUUGAAAAUUGUGUCUGGCUGAUAGUACUGCAAUUUCUAAAAAAGAAAAUAAUGAUGGAAACAGUUGUAAUUGACUAAUCCUUUAAUUUUGAUUAUAAAAAAAAUACACAAAUGCAUGUAUAUCUUGCCAAAAGGCUACAUACUGUAACUUGUAGCAGAUGUGUUAACAGUUUCAAUGGUAUUCUAGGUUUCUUGAAGGGCCAAAGUUAACACUUUUUUGUUCAUUGUAUUUUUCAGUUUCCUUAUUUUUUUUAUUUUUUCUCAGGGUUGAACAAAUGUAUGAAAAGAAAAUACAUUUGUUACCAUAAAUAGAUUUUUCUUAUUUGUAUUAUACAUUAAAUUUACAAAUGUGUCAUGUUUUUGACCAAAAGAAAAAGUGUAUUUUCUUUUGAUUAUCAAAGGUUUAAUGAAUUUGUAACAUUACUUUUAUUUAUCACAUAUUUAUUUAUUAUAUUCAUGUUUUUGUGUACUGGAGUUGUAUUGUUUAGUGGGUUCUAUUUUCUUUGAUCGAGGAAAAUUUUUCAUGGUUACUUGAAUUUGUGGUUUUGACAAAUUCUCCCUACAAGUGUUAUUAAGGAAACUUGAUAAUAUUGAGAAUUGAAAUUUGUGGUUCACUUUUACCUACAAAUCCAUGAAAAAGUACUUGACUAAUACAAAUUUAUCCACAGUACAAAAAAAAUAGAACUUGAUGGUGUUGGUGAAAUGGUGAUUAAAUAUUCAGUGCAUUUUACAUGCAUUUCAACAAGAGGACAUGUUGAUGAGAUAUAAAUACAAACCCUGCUUUGUACUAGACAGUCAAACUGAGCCGGAUUUUCUGACGUCCUAGUUCACAAUAUAACAGUCAGCAAGAGGAUAUGUCACCCUACUCAGACAUGUUAUUCUGACUUCGAGCCAACCAGUCUUUGCUCUUUCUGCUAAAUGCAGUAUGCUUCUUGGAGAAACAGCAAAUAACAAUUUUCACAUCUUUGGUUUACCUUGCAGUGGAUCAAAACCCUUGACUUUGCAAACUUUAUGCAAGUGCACUAAAUUAGAAGAUAGGUCUUUUUAAGCUUUUGCAUACUUUGUUAUGUUGUUUAUCGGUUUACAAAACCAGAAAAAAUUACUGUACUAAGCUAGUUUCUGUUAAUAUGUUGUGUUUAAGUAAAAUGAGUUCCAUAUUAGUAUUUUUGUAUUUGUUUAAAAAACAAAAUGUGACGUCAUGUUGCUAGAAACAAUGUUUGGCUUAAGUUUGAGUAAACCUGAACGUACCAAAGAGUUAAUUAUACAGAGGUCAGAAGUGUUAAACAAAGCAUUUUAAAUAAAAAGAGAAGAAGUAAAUUACUAAGAUAAACAAAGGAAAUGUAUUUAUUGUUAGUGGUGUUAAACUAUGUGAUAUACAGAUUAUAACUUAAUAUUUUCCAUAUCUUCCUCAGUAUUAUUUCUAUACAGACCCCAAUCCUUUGGGCUUGGCUCUGGAGCUCUUAAUAGGGACCUUAUUGGCAGAGUAGCCCAAGUACUGUAAAUUCAGAAAUUAUUGCAUGCAUUUAUUAUUGUGAAUAUUUCUGAAAGUGGCCUUUAAACAUAAAACCAAUCUUGGGCUAAAUUUUUGGGCGGAAGGCCCUUUUUCAGGAUGUUAGGAUUGGACAUUUAUUUUUUGUGGGAAUUAGGGAUUGAGGCUUAUCAGGAUUUGGGAAAAUUUCUGGAUCCGGGAAAGAAUGCCUUAUUUUUAGCUCACCUGGCCCGAAGGGCCAAGUGAGCUUUUCUCAUCACUUGGCGUCCGUCGUCGUCGUUGUCGUCCGUCGUCGUUAGCUUCUUACAAAAAUCUUCUUCUCUGAAACCACUGGGCCAAAUUUAACCAAACUUGGCCACAAUCAUUAUUAGGUUAUCUAGUUUAAAAAAUGUGUCUGAUGACCCCGCCAACCAACCAAGAUGGCAGCCAUGGCUAAAAAUAGAGCAUAGGGGUAAAAUGUAGAUUUUGGCUUAUAUCUCUAAAACCAAAGCAUUUAGAGUAAAUCUGACAUGGGUAAAACUGAUUAUCAGGUCAAGAUCUAUCUGCCCUGAAAUUUUCAGACAAAUCUGACAACCUGUUGUUGGGUUGCUGCCCCUGAAUUGGUAAUUUUAAGGAAAUUUUGCAGUUUUUGGUUAUUAUCUUGAAUAUUAUUAUAGAUAGAGAUAAACUGUAAACAGUAAUAAUGUUCAGCAAAGUAAGAUCUACAAAUAAGUCGCCAUGACCAAAAUUGUCAGUUGACCCCUUUAGGAGUUAUUGCCCUUUAUAGUCAAUUUUUAACAAUUUUUCGUAAAUUUUUGUUAUCUUUUACAAAAAUCUUCUUCUCUGAAACUACUGAGACAAAUUUAACCAUACUUGGCCAUAAUCAUUAUUAGGGUAUCUAGUUUAAAAAAUUUGUCCGAUGACCCCGCCUUCCAACCAUCAUGGCCGACUUGGUUAAAAAUAGAACAUAGGAGUAAAAUGCAUUUUUUGGUUUAUAUCUCUGAAACUAAAGCAUUUAGAGCAAAUUUGACAGGUGGCAAAAAUGUUCAUCAGAUUUAGAUUUAUCUGCCCUGAAAUUUUCAGACAAAUCGGACAACCCGUUGUUGGGUUGCUGCCCCUGAGUUAGUAAUUUUACAGAAAUUUUAAAUUUUUUUGCUAUUAUCUUAGAUAUCAUUAUAAUAUCUAAUAUCUAAUACUAUUAAUUAUGAUUUUAACCUUAUUGUACAUGAUUUCCAAAGCAUCAGUAAAUACAGGUGAGCGACACAGGCUCUUGAGAGCCUCUAGUUUAUUUUUGUGGGAAUUGGUAUUCAGUGUUUAUUUUUCCAGGAAUUUGGGAAGAUGCCCCCUCCUACCCCCUGUUAAUAUGGGAGUCGAGAUGAUGCUUGGUGGAUAUGGAAAGUGAUAUGUUAUAAUCUAGAAUUAUAUGUAGAAUGAGUGCUGUGAAUGAUAAUUUACAUUGAUAGUGCAUAAAUUUUUCAUGAUUUGAAAGUUUGAGUGUAGAUAGCUGCUAUAUGUUUUGGUAAAGUUUUGUAUUGUAUUAUGUCAUACAUUAGUGCUAUGUUUUAAACAUUGAAUCAGUUUAAUGUGUAAUAAUUAUUUUCCAGAAUAAAAUGUGAUAAAUUUUA